AAAAAAAUAUAAAAUAUAUUUUGGUCCUCCUUCCUUCUUCUAUCGUCUUUGCCUUCCUUCAUCGUGUUAGGGUUUGCAGAGUUUCAAUUUACUCUCACCAGCAUAUCGCGGUUCCUUCGUAUUUAUGUUUUAAUAACUCGCGAAAUCCCACUCUAUAGCACGAUAUCUCGUUCCUUCAAUACUUAUUUUGAAGAUUCCCCUGAUUUUUUCUGGGACACAAUUUUUUGCUCCUUCCUUUAUUUUCGAAUAGUUUCCUCAGUGAAAAGCAAAGAAAAUAUCUGAAGCUUAUUGGAAUCAGGAGUUUGGAGAUGCCUCGAGAUUUGUCGCGAUCGCGAUCGCCACCCUAUAGGCGAAGGCAUUCACCAUCUCCUGUGGGACACAGGUAUAGCAGGAGGAGCAGAAGAGACAGAAGCAGAUCUCCUUAUUCAUCCUACUCUUACAGCAGGCGUAAAAGUCGCUCUAUUUCACCAAGAGGUCACAGAAGUCCUUCUACAACUCCAAGACGUCGUAGAAGCCGAUCUCCGUCUGCUAAACGAUACAGAAGACAUAGAAGUAGGAGUUCUUCACGGUCUCCUACUCAUAAAUCUUCCAGUUCAAGUCUUGGGUCAGUAGAGCACAAAACUGCCACUGAAAAACUAAAGAAAGAAGAAGAAAAGAAAAGGCGUCAACUAGAAGCAGAGUUGAAAUUAAUAGAAGAAGAGACUGCAAAGAGAGUUGAAGAAGCAAUUCGUAAGAGAGUCGAAGAAAGCUUGAAUUCUGAGGAGGUUCAGGUGGAGAUUCAAAGGCGGUUGGAUGAGGGACGGAAGAGACUUAAUGCUGAAGUUGCAGCUCAACUUGAAAAAGAAAAAGAAGCUGCCCUUAUUGAGGCUAAACAGAAAGAGGAGCAAGCCCGUAAAGAGAGAGAAGAUCUUGAAAGGAUGCUUGAGGAGAACCGGCGGAAGAUUGAAGAAGCUCAGAGAAGAGAAGCUUUAGAGCAGCAAAGAAGGGAGGAGGAACGAUAUAAAGAGCUGGAAGAGAUACAGAGACAGAAGGAAGAAGCCAUGCGAAGGAAGAAACAGGAGGAGGAGCAAGAACGUUUAAACCAAAUAAAGUUGUUGGGUAAAAACAAAUCCCGACCUAAAUUGUCAUUUGCUCUUGGAUCCAAAUGACUGUGGAGCAACCCGUGUCUAUUGAUUUGUUCUAAAGUGUGUUUUGGGCCCAAUUUCCUAUUUCGUCUGUAUCAUGAGGAAAUUUCACAGCCUAGUGUGACAGCGUUGCUAUUGUUUCUAGUUUGUAUUAGAUUUCAUUGUUUAUCAUAGUCUCUUUUUUAACGAUA
Molecule: messenger RNA, 1315 nt
Organism: Cajanus cajan (pigeon pea)
Lineage: Eukaryota; Viridiplantae; Streptophyta; Magnoliopsida; Fabales; Fabaceae
Product: arginine/glutamate-rich 1 protein
Cellular component (GO): mitochondrion; nucleoplasm
Molecular function (GO): cadherin binding
Source: RefSeq, a predicted model, not a curated record